GCAGAGUUAUUAAGGCACCAUUGUUGGAACACAGUAUACUACUGGUUAUUCACAAAUGUUGACUCACACCAAAAGAUAUACCAGAUGGCCUUAUUAUCCACAAUACUGGAUACAACAAAUUAUGUUCGUGCAAGUUAACCCUGGAGAGACCCUCACCAUUAGAUCUGAUGAUGGGAGAAUUCAGACUAUUCAAGGACCUGCUGAUGUACCUAUGAUGUCACCAACUGGUUCUUUGCCACCGAUAUAUCUUCCUUAUGGCUACACGUCUCAGGUAGUAGAAGAAAAUGGGAUUCUCAAAAUUAUCAUUGUACCUCAGACAACUGACUAUUGCACACCCAUGCCUGCUACAAUACAAGUAUCACAGUUCAUAUUACCACCUGACUCUAUGCAUCCACAAACUCCUCAAUUAAGGUAUCCCCCAGUUCAAGUAGACUAUCCACCGUCUUACAUCCAAGAAUGUAUGUCACAGCAGCUGCAACUUCUACCACCACCACCACUACCACCGCCACCACCAACUUUCAUAUACCACGAACACCACGAAGCCUAUUCUCAUGGAAUAGCAAACUAUAACCAAGACCCUAAAAGUCCUGUUAAAAUGGGAGAACAUAAGAAGGAAAAAUUGAAAGACUUCCAAGAUGGUGGACAUAAGGAUGGCUAUAUGAGUAACAACACCUCUUUGCCUGAGCACAAAACUGAUAACUUUUCCAGUAUCUCUGGUAUUCCUAGCGCAAACACUGUUGACAAUACUCUGAGCAUUCACAUUGUGAAUGAUCUUCUGAGCACUGACACUGUAGACAAUUAUCCCUGCACCUAUGCUGAUGAUAGUACUUCAAAUACCAACAGGAUGGACAAUAAUUCAAGAAGCACUGACACUAUGGGUUAUACUCCAAGAACCUACACUGUAGGCAAUAUUUGGGACACUUACACUAUGGACAAUGUUCCAUGUACCUUUGCAGUUGAAAAUAGUUUGAGUACCUACAAUACUGACAAUAUUUUAAGCACCUAUAGUAUGAACAGUGUUCACACCAUUGAUAAUCCUCUCAGUACUUACACUGACAGCAAUUCUCCAAAUCUUCACAUCGCUGAUGAUACUUCCAACAACUUUUCCACUGACCAUGUUCCUAGUAUUUCCAUAAUAAACACUGCUCUGCACACUUACGAAGUUGAUAGUGUUCCAAACUCUUCUAACUUUAACAUUCCCAGGAUUUUCAAUUCUCCCAGAUCAUCACCUACAGAUAGUACUCAUAGCUCUUCUCCCUCUGAUAUUGAUCCCAACACUCCUAUUUCUGAAAGCAUUCCUAGCACCUCAGCCAUAGAUGAUUUUUUCAAUAUGUCCAGUACUGCCCAUAUUUCCAGUUCUGCCAGUAUUCAUAUUGAGACUAGCUAUGGGAACAAGCAGAGUAUUAGAGAAAGUGGAAACCCCAAUCAAAAACCAAGUGGAAAGCGAAGCAAGAGCCCAUUAUCAAUUGUGGAAGAAAAAGAAUGCAAAAUAGAGCAUAAGAGUUCAUGCUGCUGCAGUACUGAAAAACCUACUGUGUUGAAUGUUCAAGAAGGUACUGCUCUUAUUUCAUGGAAAGCACAUAACCCUGAGGCUUGUAUUCAUAAUAGAUCUCCUGCAACAUUUGAAUUGACAGUAUCCAAUAGUGGUAAAAAUGGAAACUAUAAAACUGUGUAUAUUGGUGAUGAAUUUGCAUUUACUCUACUUGAUCUACAGCCAUCCAUAACCUAUUUUGUAAGGGUUACAACUGUAAGAAGCUCAACACAGAGAACUGUGUCUGAAGUGGUUAGCUUCACAACUCCAGAUUGCGAACCAGACCCUCCUCUUGCACCCAAAUUGAUUAGCAGAUACAAGAGCAGUCUGAAUUUGCAGAGUAAAAAUUCUACCUGUAACAUGAAAGGAAAAAAUAAUCCUAGUAAACAAGUGAAAUGUACUGCCUGUCCAGAUAAUUCUGAAUCCCCUAGAGAACCAUAUAUAAAGGAAAAGAUCCAUGCACAUCAUGUAAGAAUUGGAUCGGCACCUAAAUUAGAUCAACUUAAUAGCAAUGCCUGUGAGGUUAAAUGGGAGACUCUGGAGCCGAUAAAAGGAGAUCCCAUUGCUUACAGACUUUACUUCAUUAACAAAAAGGGAACUAACAUGAUUAACAAGAAACCAAAUACAUCAUCCUCCUUCUCCAGCUUUUAUACAAAUUCACAUUAUCACUACAAGACUUGUGCUGGACACCAAUAUCAGAAUUCUGAUGGGAUACAAGAUCUCUGGGGACCAUUUAGUCCUAGUGCUCUUGUCUCAACUCAUAAGAAACAUGCAAGGUCUGGAAAAAACAGUGGUGGAAAAGGGAGAAACAUCCCUAACGAAGAGCACGAUGGAAAUCCCAGAAUAGAAAUGAGUGAAAAUACAUUUGUUCUAAUAGUUGUGAUAGGACUUGCACUAAUUACCAUUCUAUACACAGUUGCAAUUCAACAAUUUAUAGUCAACUGAUCUAUUUCACAUGUUUUUUGACCUCUCUAAGACUGCCUUAAUAAAUAACUCAAGAAAGUA
This is a messenger RNA of Erinaceus europaeus (western European hedgehog), 2536 nucleotides long. RefSeq names its product fibronectin type III domain containing protein 3C1-like. Gene Ontology annotation, molecular function: protein binding. Bases 56 to 2476 code for a protein of 806 amino acids. The transcript has 12 exons. NCBI's taxonomy places the organism in Eukaryota, Metazoa, Chordata, Mammalia, Eulipotyphla, Erinaceidae. The record is from RefSeq and is a predicted model, not a curated record.